Messenger RNA from Ilex paraguariensis (yerba mate), 312 nucleotides. The record is from the annotation of a GenBank genome assembly. Lineage: Eukaryota; Viridiplantae; Streptophyta; Magnoliopsida; Aquifoliales; Aquifoliaceae.
AUGGACGAGGCGUCGUGGUCGUCGUUGGUGGGAGAAUUGAUAAGGAAGGAAGUGGGAGAUUGGGACGAUGAGUUAAUGGCGAAUGCGAGAUUCAAGGCGUUUAGCGGCCAGAGGUCCGAUUGGGAGCAUAAGUACUUGUUCUGGAGGGACUUGAUCCUCAAGGUCGCUCGGCACCUCGGUCUUUUUAUCAUUCGUCCUUCCCAGCUUAUAUCCUUGUCCUCUACCUCCCUUCCCAAUUUGGAAGAGUUUUUCUUCCCAUUUUUUCGCACAAUAGUUAUAGCGGAAGGAAGUAGUUUUAUGGCUGCUUUUUGA